Molecule: messenger RNA, 1107 nt
Organism: Pomacea canaliculata
Lineage: Eukaryota; Metazoa; Mollusca; Gastropoda; Architaenioglossa; Ampullariidae
Exons: 2
Coding region: 14-526 (170 amino acids)
Source: RefSeq, a predicted model, not a curated record
UCUUCCGUUGUCGAUGCCAGCAGAAAACACACCAAGGGAAGCAACGCUUCAGCUGCAGAUUACCUCUCUUGAUUCCGAUCACCAAAGAGGUGCACUUCCUCAGUUCAUAAAAACGAGGGGAAAGAACUCAAAUUUCUUGACAACAGCCGUCCACAAGGAGCCAUUGGACGAGGACACGCAGCCGCUUGACAAUGAAAGAAAGAUAACUGGUCAGUACAGCGAUGCAGACGAGCAAAACGUCUGCAGCCCGGAGACAGGUCGCAGCGACCAAGGUGUGGCCACCACCAACAACCUCCUCAACAUCAACGCCAUCAACAGCUCGGCACCAAAGGCCAAGAGGCGGCACCAGGAGCGUUGGAGGAAGGCCGGCACCAUGAUGGCCGUCUGCACCCUCCUGCACAUCGUCUGUGGCUGCCCUUCUGGCUGGACCUCUUCAACCUCACCAGCAGUGUCAUCUUGCGAUUCACCUUCCUCUUCUCCCACGCCACGAACCCCAUCGUGUACGGCGUCGUCAACGACAAAAUGAGACAAGGGCUGAAGAAAGUUUUGUCCUGCAAAUAAAGAUGCUUCAUAGAGGGCUGAGGGGACCUGUGUGCAGGACUGGGUGUGUCCUCUGGUACUUCAUAAUUUUUUUUUUUAUAAAAGGUUCAGAAAAUUUUGGAGAUUAUAUUUUCAUCCCAGAGGAGGUAAGGGAGAUAACAUGAAACAUUUCUUGUUCUUCUUGUUGAGAUAACUGUGAAGUCCAGAAUUUCCAGAAUUUCGGUAACUUAAACGGUUGGUGACGUCCAUCUUUGAUUUAAUUAUGACAAUAUCCCAGGAUGGACUUGCAACGCUAUACUACUCGAUGUGAAGUGUAUCAAGAUGUAUUGAAGGUGCUUCAUCUAUAAAUGUCGCUAACUUUAAGACUGUUAUAGAAGAAUAAACAUCUUUAUUUCAGAAAGUAUUCACAAAUAUGACACCACUCCAAUCUAAACCCCACCAAAAUCAAUCAAUCAAUCAAUCAAUCAAUCAUAUCCGUUCUUGCAAUGAGGCUGUAGCUGUAGCAGAUUCCGCUAUUUCGAGUUCGGUCUGGUUACAAAAAAUAAAUAAAUAAAUAAAAUAAAUAAA